AUGUAUGCAAUUGCUGCGAUUGCGAUGGCAGAGAUCGCAAUUGUCAUGUAUGCGAUUGCUGCGAGUGCGAUCGUCAGGCAUGCGAUUGCUGCGAGUGCGAUCGUCAGGCAUGCGAUUGCUGCGAUUGCGAUUGUCAGGUAUGCGAUUGCUGCGAUUGCGAUUGUCAGGUAUGCGAUUGCUGCGAUUGCGAUUGUCAGAUAUGUGCUCACGACCAUCUCGAGGUUCAGGUACACAAACAUUACAAUGACAAUUGUCUAA
This is a messenger RNA of Rhodofomes roseus, 258 nucleotides long. RefSeq lists its product as uncharacterized. The coding region runs from base 1 to 258 and encodes 85 amino acids. The record is from RefSeq and is a predicted model, not a curated record. Lineage: Eukaryota; Fungi; Basidiomycota; Agaricomycetes; Polyporales; Fomitopsidaceae. The transcript has 2 exons.